AUUACAAUCGCUUUGUCAGCGACUCGCCAUCGAGCUCGCAAUUGUGAUUGCAAUGGACUCAGUCGGCAAGUAAAAUCUCUUUGCCGAGCUUUACCCCACAUAGUCGAUACCCAAGUGCGAUAUGACCAUUUCCAUCAGCGAUCACGCAAACGGGCAUGCAAAUGGUGUCAAGCGUCACUCAAAGCGCUCAUCUGAGCUCGGUUUUUCUACGCGAGCUAUUCAUAUAGGCUCAGAGCCAGACCCCACAACCGGCGCUGUCAUUCCUCCCAUAUCCCUCAGCACGACGUACAAGCAGGAUGAAGUAGGCGUGCACAAGGGCUUUGAAUAUUCUCGUUCUGGCAAUCCAAAUCGCGAUGCAUUAGAGCGCACACUUGUAGGCCUGGAGGCAGGCGCGGGACAUGCUAUUGCGUUUGCUUCUGGCAGUGCGACCACAGCGACCAUCUUGCAGUCUCUAGGUCCAAACUCACACGUCUUAAGUGUGAAUGAUGUCUACGGUGGUACGUUCAGGUACCUCACGAGGGUUGCGAAGGAAACUAUGGGUACCGAGACGACGUUUGUCGACUUGGAGAAUGCAACAGACGAUGAAAUACUAGGUGCUAUGAAGGAGAAUACCAAGCUUAUCUGGAUCGAAUCACCAACAAAUCCCACACUCCGACUAAUUGACAUUCCGCGCAUAGUAGCUCUCGCUCGCCAGGCUCCAUCAAAGCCUCUCGUUCUCGUCGAUAAUACCUUCCUCUCGCCAUUCUAUGCCUCCCCACUCUUGCAGGGCGCUGACAUUGUUAUACACUCCCUCACCAAAUAUAUCAAUGGUCAUUCUGACGUCAUAAUGGGCGCCGCCAUCCUUCCCUCCUUAUCCACACCAGACAGAGACUACGACGACCUCGUCCAAAAGCUCCGAUUCCUCCAAAAUGCGCACGGUGCCGUCCCGAGUGCAUUUGAUUGUUGGCUCGCCCAACGCGGCGCCAAAACUCUCGCAGUACGCAUGAAAGCCCACGGUUUGAAUGCACUCCGUGUGGCUUCCUUCCUAACUUCGCACCCCGCGGUCGAGCAUGUCAUCUACCCCGGUCUCGCCUCUCACCCACUACACGCCCUGGCACGCGCCUCCCUCAGCCCACACACAGAGCAGUUCCUUAGCACCAUACCAUCAUCGAGCCUGGUGCACGGUAUACCCUACGGCGGAAUGGUCUCGUUCCGCGUACGUGGUGGUGCAAGAAGUGCAGAAGCACUCCUCCCGAGGCUGAAGUUGUUCACGCUCGCUGAGAGUUUGGGUGGUGUGGAGAGUCUUGCGGAAUUACCUGCCCGUAUGACACAUGCGAGUAUCCCGCCGGCGGAGCGUGAGGCUUUGGGUAUUGAGGGUUUGGUGCGCUUGAGCUGCGGGAUUGAGGAAGCGGAGGAUUUGGUGGAAGAUUUGAGGGGUGCGUUGGAUGAGCUGGAGGAUGUGGAUAGUGGGUUCGGGAGCGGAUCGGUGACGCCGUCCGAUGUGAGUGAUGAUGCGCCUGGUGGUGCGAAUGGGCUGCAUUGAUUUUGGACUCGUGUUUUGGAGAUGGAUAUAGAUAUUACCGUAAUCGUUUCUGUAUUUCGAGUGUUUAUUAGAUGGUGUAUUAGUUUAUCAGAUAUAGUUGUUCAUUGUUCAUUGUACAAUAAAUCCAUAAUCUCCAAACAUCUCAAAAACA
This is a messenger RNA of Suillus clintonianus, 1673 nucleotides long. RefSeq names its product Cys/Met metabolism PLP-dependent enzyme-domain-containing protein. Gene Ontology annotation, molecular function: cystathionine gamma-lyase activity; pyridoxal phosphate binding. Lineage: Eukaryota; Fungi; Basidiomycota; Agaricomycetes; Boletales; Suillaceae. The coding region runs from base 122 to 1522 and encodes 466 amino acids. Gene Ontology annotation, biological process: transsulfuration. Gene Ontology annotation, cellular component: cytoplasm. The transcript has 4 exons. The record is from RefSeq and is a predicted model, not a curated record.